This is a messenger RNA of Syngnathoides biaculeatus (alligator pipefish), 4084 nucleotides long. RefSeq names its product rab GTPase-activating protein 1. The record is from RefSeq and is a predicted model, not a curated record. The transcript is spliced from 27 exons. Lineage: Eukaryota; Metazoa; Chordata; Actinopteri; Syngnathiformes; Syngnathidae. Bases 228 to 3476 code for a protein of 1082 amino acids.
UGCCGGUGACAGUGGGUCGCUCCAGGCUUGUGUUUACAGCUCGCGCGGAUGCUGUUCCCAAUAGUGCUUCCGACAAAACUCGUCAACUACAAUGUUACGCCAAACGCCUUUUGAGAACAUAUAACGGCGGGGAUAUUAAGGUGAUUUUGCACACCAUCUCCCACCGCUUGUUUCUCUUCCUCCUCUUCCAUUCAUGAGCAAAGUGCCUGAGUGUAAGAGCGACAGCCAUGGAUGACAAGGGCUCAGUGGGGAAGAUUAGCGUGUCGUCGGACUCUGUGUCCACUCUCAACAGUGAGGACUUUGUGCUCGUGUCCCGGCUGGGGGACGAGACGCCCUCGUCCACUAAUAAUGGUAGUGAUGACGAAAAGACAGGAUUGAAGGUGAUUUCUCAGGAAGGGGUCAGCUUUAAGAUUGUAGGAAAUGGAAGUGAACAGCAACUCCAAAAGGAGCUAGAGGACGUCCUCAUGGAGCCGUCAUUGGCUGACGCCAGGCCGGCGGCACUGGUGAAUGCUGGGGAUCUCGCCCUCCCACCCACCACAGCAUCACCUGUAGCACCAGACACUGACCCCCUCAGUGGACAGCCACCCAAGGUGGAGAUGGUGCUUCCUGUUCAGACUGCACAGGAGAGCGAGCUGAAUGAGCGGUCAUAUCGUGGAGGUGAAUCGUCAUCAGACGGUAGCCCUGGUAGUCCGAUACCAGAUGAUGACAGCGUAGUCUUCAGCCAGCUGACGUAUCUUGGAUGCGCCUCAGUCAAUGCCCCCCGCAGUGAGGGUGAAGCCCUCCGUAUGAUGAGCAUCCUCAGAGGGCAGUGUCAGCUCCCAUUGGAUGUCACGCUCUCUGUGCCAGGCGUGUCUGAAGGCACUGUCAGGCUUUUGGACCCCAACAACAGCACAGAGAUUGCCAACUACCCCAUCUAUAAGAUUCUGUUCUGUGUGCGUGGCCAUGACGGCACGCCGGAGAGCGACUGCUUUGCGUUCACAGAGAGCCACUACAAUGCAGAGAUCUUCAGGAUCCAUGUGUUCCGUUGCCAAAUCCAAGAGGCCGUGAGUAGGAUUCUGUACAGCUUUGCAACUGCAUUUCGGCGGUCAGCUAAGAAGGCAGCGGUGGCAUGUCAGCAGUCUGCUCCACUCACACCUGAUAGCGACUUGUUUAUCUUCACUGUCAGCCUAGAAAUCAAAGAGGAUGACGGCAAAGGCACUUUCAGUGCUGUAGCGAAAGACAAGGACAAGCAGACCUUCAAACUACGUGCUGGAAUGGACAAGAAAAUUGUCAUUUAUAUCCAGCAGACAUCCAAUAAGGAACUGGCUAUUGAGCGGUGUUUCGGUCUUCUGCUCAGCCCUGGCAAGAACGUCAAGAACAGUGACAUGCACCUUCUAGACCUGGAGUCAAUGGGAAAAAGCUCUGAUGGGAAGUCUUACAUCAUCACAGGAAGUUGGACCCCCAGUACACCCCAGUUCCAGGCUGUGAACGAAGAAACGCCCAAAGAUAAAUUCAUGUACAUGACAACAGCAGUGGACCUAGUCAUUACAGAAGUUGAGGAGCCGGUCCGUUUCCUUUUGGAGACAAGGGUCCGGGUGUGCUCCCCCAAUGAUCGUCUCUUCUGGCCCUUCAGCAAGCGCAGCCACACUGAAACCUUCUACCUGAAACUGCGACAAAUGGAACGCAAGGAGCGGAAGAGUCCUUCUUCGGACACACUUUACGAGGUGGUGAGUUUGGAAAGUGAGACAGAGAGAGCAAAACGGAAGACCACAGCGAGUCCGGGCAUCCUCUCCGGUGGGGUCCCUUCUCCACCCGAAGAUGACGAAGAGGAAGACAAUGAUGAGCCGUUACUCAGUGGUUCUGGUGAUGUUUCCAAAGAGUGUGCUGAGAAGAUCCUGGAGACCUGGGGAGAUUUGUUAUCCAAGUGGCACAUGAACCUGUGCGUUCGCCCCAGGCAGCUUCCAACUCUGGUGCGGAGUGGCAUCCCUGAGGCGCUCCGGGGGGAGGUGUGGCAGCUACUGUCUGGUUGCCACAACAAUGACCACCAGGUAGAGGAAUACCGCACUCUUAUCACAAAGGAAUCCCCGCAGGACAGUGCCAUCACUCGAGACAUUAACAGGACGUUCCCAGCUCAUGACUACUUCAAAGACACUGGAGGAGAUGGGCAAGAUUCCUUGUAUAAGAUCUGUAAGGCAUACUCUGUGUAUGAUGAGGAGAUUGGCUACUGCCAGGGACAAUCCUUCUUGGCUGCUGUGCUACUGUUGCACAUGCCAGAGGAGCAAGCCUUCAGUGUGCUGGUCAAGAUCAUGUUUGACUACGGCCUCAGGGACCUGUUCAAGCAAAACUUUGAAGAUCUUCAUUGCAAAUUUUUCCAGCUGGAGAGACUCAUGCAGGAAUGUAUUCCAGAUUUGUACAACCAUUUCCUGAAUGUGGGUCUAGAAGCUCACAUGUAUGCCUCCCAGUGGUUCCUCACCCUCUUUACAGCCAAGUUCCCGCUCUACAUGGUCUUUCAUAUCAUCGACCUGCUACUAUGUGAGGGCAUCAGUGUGAUCUUCAAUGUGGCUCUGGCACUUCUCAAGACUUCAAAAGAUGAUCUGAUCCAAACAGACUUUGAGGGUGCCCUCAAAUUCUUUCGCGUUCCAGUUCCUAAAAGGUAUCGCUCUGAGGAAAACGCCAAGAAACUGAUGGAGCUGGCCUGUAGCAUGAAGAUCAGUCAGAAGAAGCUGAAGAAAUUUGAGAAGGAGUACAACACCAUUCGGGAACAGCAGGAGCAGCAGGAGGCUCCCAUCGAGAGAUAUGAGAGGGAGAACCGUCGUUUGCAGGAGGCCAACAUGCGCUUGGAGCAGGAGAACGACGACCUGGCACACGAGCUGGUCAGCAGCAAGAUUGCGCUGCGUAAAGACCUUGACAAUGCUGAGGAGAAGGCUGACGCCCUGAACAAGGAGCUGCUGCUGACCAAACAGAAACUAGUGGACUCUGAGGAUGAAAAGAGACGACUGGAAGAAGAGUCGGCACAGCUGAAGGAGAUGUGCAGACGAGAGCUUGACAAGUCGGAAUCCGAGAUUAAGAAGAACGGCUCCAUUAUCGGGGAAUACAAGCAGAUCUGCUCCCAGCUGAGUGACCGGCUGGAGAAACAGCAAGCGGCCAAUCGGGGAGAGCUUGAGAAGAUCAGGGCCAAAGUGGAAGGCUGUGACAAAUGCAGCGCCCUUUUUAACAAGGAAGGUCGUGUUCGGGUGGCGGCGACUGCGGCACCCCCCGGAGGCGGCGAAGAGACGGAUGAGGAGAAGGAGGGUUUGAAGAACCAGCUGAGGGAGAUGGAGCUGGAACUGGCACAGACCAAACUGCAGCUGGUGGAGGCUGAGUGCAAAAUCCAGGACCUGGAGCACCAUCUUGGUUUGGCUCUCAACGAGGUCCAGGCGGCCAAGAAGACUUGGUUCAACCGAACGCUUAGUUCCAUCAAAACAGUCACGGGCACCCAGGGCAAGGAGACCACCUAACCCGCUCGGGGUCUCAUUUGUGUCACCCAGAACUUGAACGCUUCUCACUUUCAUCCCAGGGUGAGCAUCGGUGCGGAACGCCCCGCGCCAUUUUCCUUCCUUCCCUCCCCCCUUUGAGGCCCAUGACUACAACCAAGUGCACUGACGUAAGGGGCUUUCAAAAAAAUGAAAAAAAAAAAACUUUGUUGCCACUCCCCCAGCCUGAGGUGUCACAUCCAUGCACUGUUUGGUUUGUGUCCUUGUUACUGCUGAUAUGAACCAACAACGGGGGGGUUCGGUUGGAUGUAACUGUAACCAUGGUAACAUGACAGGCACACUUUCUCUCUCCUUCCUCCCUCUUAAAAUAAAAUUUAAAAAAAACUACUGGCACAAUCUAAAAGACAAUUUUCGGUACAAGACCUGUUAGGUGAUUUUUUUUUUUUUGUAAUGUACAACUUUUUCUUUUGUCUAUGUAUGUUCUGAAUGUGUUUGUGUCGAGUGCGUGCGUGAAUGCUUUAAUAACGGACUGAUUCCAAGUGUGUUGUGUAGGAAAUAGAGAGGAAAAAGCACUAAUGCAUUGAUGGAAGAUAAGACGUCAUGUUUAAUGUUUUAACGUGUGUGUGUGUGUG